AUGACGCUGCGCGUGUCGGGUAUCCGCGAGGACAUGCUGGGCAUGAGCAGUCGACUGGACCUGGAGGCGUUGAGCUCCACGUCGUCGCUCCCGAUCGACCCGAAUUGGACCCCGAGCCACAUACGACUGCUCUACCUGCUGUCGCGGUUCGCGCAGUACCCAAAGUCGACGGACGAGGAGGAGAAGUGGCUGCGCAGUCUCCCGCUGCAGGUGAUGGUGUUCGAGGCCAUUGUGCACGGUCUGCUGGCCUUCGACUACUCGCCGGUAUGCACGAGCAUCGUCAAGGACGGCCAGUCGCGGCGCCUGUGGCUCAACAUGAGCCACGACGCCCGCGCCGCCAUCGACGACCUGCGGGAGCACGAGCUGGUGCAGGCGCUCAAGACCUGCAGCGAGGACUUCCAGCCGUCCACGGCCUUCCAAGUGACGGAGAAGGGCAUGAAGGUGCUGCUGACGCUGCUCCCGGGGCGAGACAAGCAGCGACUCGACGAGUUCCUCGCGUCUCCCGGCGAGAUGAACGCCACCGUCUCAUCGGCCACGUCCCCCUCGGGCCUCGUUCUGGUGGACAACGCACUGCUCAAGAUCACGUACGACCCGGACAAGGGCCACUUCCGCAUUCGACGAGGGGAUGGGAGCGUCUACAUCUCGCGCGUGACGGACAUCGAGGAGGUGUCGUACGUCUCGAGUCCGUACUUGCCGUCGUGUCUGAUGAAGAACGGCACGGCCAACUUCUCGUCCAAUGCCUGGCAGGUUGAUAAGUGCCGCAAGGCAGCGGCCAAUGCGGGGAGCAGCAGCAUCCAGGACGCAGACCUGUCGUUCGCCAUUGUGCUGGAGAAUGUGAGGCUGAUGGUGGGCGAGUGGAUCCCCUUUGGGCCGAACCAGAUCGUGCUGCUCAAUGAUCGUUUGGGAGCUCUCGAGCGCUGUCAAGGUGGGCUGUUCACGUCGGAGCUUGACGACGCACCGACUUCCACCUCGCUCGCUAUCCCCUUGGGGCUCACGAAGAUUGCGAUUGUGGACUUUGAGUUCGACAGCUUCACAAACUUCGAGGCAGACAUCUACGAGCCGAUUGAGGACGGCAUCAUCCAGAUCGAGAGCUUUGGCAUGCACCUGAAUGGAGACGGAUCGAUCAUGUACGGGAUGGAGAUUGACGCUACCAUGGACCGCUCGGCCGACUUCCUGUGUGUUGAUCAUCUUGCUCGGUUGCUGGUAGAUGUCGAUUUGGACUCGUCCAAGAUCAUUAACGACUUGUUGUCGCCUCACCAGCGCGCACUAAUGGAUAUGUUGUUCAUGGGCGACGCACGAUCGCGAAACAAGUUCGCGUUGUUGACGGCAAGCGGCAUUUCUCCAAAGCUCCCAGCGCGAGCGUACCUUGAUCGAGGCGAGAAGGAGAACGAGCUGAAGCAGGUCCUAGGCGAGCUCCAUUCAGUUCAUGAUAUUGGCCUGGAUGAUAAGCUGCUGGUUGGCCACGACGGUAUGCUGCUUGCUGGCCCGAACGCCAACAAGCACGAGCCGCUGCUGGUCGCACACUUGGCUCUGCUGUCCCGGGAACUAGUCGUGCGUUUCUUCUUCAAGCGUACCUUCAUUCUGGGCGACGUAUUGGCACGUGCGAGGAACUACAUGACCAGUUACGAGAUGAAUCCUGAAGCAAUGGACGACAUGCGCGACAGGGUCAGUCGCUGUGCGCACGAUUUGGUGCUUCUGGAGGAAAUUCUCGAGCUGUUGCGGGAGUCACUGCACGACUUGGCGCUCACGAUCCCCCCGCGCCCCACGCCAACUGCUGACGACCCCACCGGAGGAGGCGCCGCGCUUUACGAUCAUUUACAACUACGAAAGACUCACAAGGACUUGGAGCUGCGCUGCAAGGAUCUGGCGAAGUUAUUGCGAGGCUUCCGAGCCAAGCUGAAGCAAGUGCAGGGCCAAAAUAGUACGAUGGCCAAGACUGUGCUUGAAGGACUUGUCCUUGGUGUCGAGCGCAACGUUGGGGUGUUAGCAGAGGCCACACGUGCUAAUCAGCGCUCACUAACGGGCUCUUUCGACGUGCUGUUGUUUCUGUUUGCUGGAAUUCUAGCCUUUGAGGUGAUGGAUCGAAUCACGGAUGGCCACCUCCUGGGGGUGGAUGAAGCCACCGCGCCGUCGUUGCAAUGGAUAAAGGAUAUGAUAGUCGAGAACUUCAUCGACUACCCGGCCCUGUGGUUUGUGAUGGAUUGCAGCUGGUUGAUCAUCGUCGUGGUGAUCCUUCGAGCCGGCAUACGCAUUGCCUAUCGACGCCUUGCUCGCACUCAAAGGAUGGUAUUCGCUGAUUCUCCUCGGCGCAUCAACGUCGCAGCCGUGGAGCAAUUUAUACGCGCCCCGAUUGAUGAAGUAGUCUCACCUGAACCUGGAGCUGUACCGCCAGCAGCGAGGGGGCGAUGCAUUCGACGCCGGAAUCGAGUAAUCGAGUCGAGGAAAGCCAGUGUCAGAGGAUCUAUUCGCAUUGUGAAGGUUUUGUGGAGUGAACCAGCCAACCGACCAAAAUGCCAGACGUGGAUGGAGUUUUUUAUUCGAGUGCGUCAAAACUGGGAGCAGUUUAUCGCGCCGCCAGUCCGCACUCAACUGACGUACGACGCCACCAACGGCUUCCUCAUCGAUGUCAUCAUUCAUGCGGGACUGGCCACAGAUUGCUGCGAAGUGUAUGAGCAGCUCGUGAGUCAAAUGGAAAGUGCUGGGUGUUUCGACGAGCACUUCACGCCCCCGACCGUGUCCAAAUCGGAUACCUCUUCUCCAACCUCAUCGUCUCGCCAAUGGUUUCUACCCCGCUCGCUGACGCGCUGGAAUGUACCCGUGCACCCGACUCAGGAGACUUGA
Molecule: messenger RNA, 2841 nt
Organism: Phytophthora sojae
Lineage: Eukaryota; Oomycota; Peronosporomycetes; Peronosporales; Peronosporaceae
Exons: 4
Coding region: 1-2841 (946 amino acids)
Source: RefSeq, a predicted model, not a curated record